AUGGAAGAAGGCGAUGGAGGGCAACCAGGAAACAUUGUCACUGAAUAUUGCGAACGUGGAGACCUAAAAAAAUUCAUAAACAACCCGAACCAAACCUAUUCAAUUUCUCUUGUGAUCGAUUGGGCAUGUCAAAUAUUUGAUGCAUUGCUCUGCCUAUACAGAAAGAGCAUCUUCCAUCGUGAUAUCAAACCAUCAAAUAUGCUUCUUGGAGAAAAGUAUCAACUAAAACUCUGCGACUUUGGCCUGUCAAAAGCGGAACUUACAAAUAAUUCCUGCUAUGGAGUGCACGGUACCAUUCGAUACCUAGCACCAGAAGCGUUUACCGACCAUAAAAAUCAGCAAAUCUAUACGUAUGCAAGUGAUCUCUAUUCUGCCGGUUUGGUUCUCUGGGAAUGUAUCGAAAGACGUGAUGUCUUUCAUGAAACUGUCGACCAUCGGAUGCUCCAGUCGCGUAUUUGUUCGGGGACGCCGUUAGAAAGAGCGAAUUGUCUAGCCCCUGUCGCUGAUUUGAUAGAAAAAUGUGCUCAACGUGUGCCACAGGAUCGACCCAGUGCGGCGAAAGCACGCAAAGAUGCAAGGCGCUUAAAAGGGGAGCCGAUUUAUCGAAUCUUCGACAAAUGGCGGAAUCAUACUAUAGCCGUCCCAGAAAAUAAAGUACCAUUGCCUGUCAUCGGUAGAUGGGGCGACGUGCCGGAAGAAGAAAAAACACCCUGCGCUAGACUUAAUCUUGAGCAAAUGCUUGAUGACGUCCAAAUCGGGCACGAAUCAGAAAUUGAUGCACAAUCAGAACCCGAAAUGCAUAAGAUAUCCCCGAUGUCAGACCUUGAUUCUAAUGAGCUCACAUCUUCUGAUGAACUUCGGAAAAUUGUCGACAAAAUAGGAAUUGGCAAAGAAGAGACAGUGGAUGAUAUUGAGAAAUGGAUGAAGGAAGUGAUCAACGCUAAGCUACUUCCAGAAGAAUUCACAUCCGAACAUGGAUUUCGGCUGGAGUUCCGAGACAUGCUUGAUGAGUUGAGCUUUGAGCAUGAAUUUGAGAAGGGAAAAACGGAUCUUCACGAACUGUAUUGUGCCUUUAUUCAGACGAUAAGUCACCGAGCACCUCUAUAUACUUCCUUCUCUUCAGCCCAAUCUUCUGAUAUCAGUGGGAUGAUGAAUAUCCUUCAUUCUCCAAUAUUCCGCGAAGUGUUGUCGAGAACCAGCUGCUGGUUUGCACUCCUCAGCAAUAAAAGAUAUCCAUCCGAGAUGGAUGUUUAUGAAUGGGUCGGUGUAUGGAAAGACCUAACGUUGUGGGGUAAUAGGUCGAUAAAGGAUGGGAUCAACUUCUCAUCAUUUGUCAUUCGAAUUAUACAGAAACUUUUGAAUGGAGGGACAUCAGAGGGUGAGGGAAAUGGCAUCCACCAUGGCCCCUGGCAUUUUCCAUUUAUCGGUGAGAAACAGAGGGCUUUUGAGGAGAAAUAUAAUGUUCGAAUUCUGCUCAUUACAUACGAAGGGAGGGAAGCGAGAUGGUUCUGGAUCUUCCCUAGCGACAAGCCCGACGCAGCUCUAUGCCUUUGGUAUGGUUCGUCUCGAUGGUUCCGCAUUGCCAUGGGUUCUUCCUCCAAGUGUCUAAAAUAUGAGCAAAUGGAGUUGGGAAUCAUUCCAAAAGAUGAGAAAUGGAAAGUGACAUCGGAGAAGAUUAAUGAAUCGACUUAUAAAAGGACAUGGACACCGGAUGAAGAGGGGGAAGAGACGUGGAUAUGGACGGUUUGUCCGUUUCCA
Mesorhabditis spiculigera is the source of this 1758-nucleotide messenger RNA. NCBI's taxonomy places the organism in Eukaryota, Metazoa, Nematoda, Chromadorea, Rhabditida, Rhabditidae. The record is from the annotation of a GenBank genome assembly.